CCCUGUGGGUGCCCGAGCCGCCCCGCCCGAGCGCCCGAGCUGGGAGGCCACGGGGGCUGUGCCGCAGUCGCUGCUUCAGCUGCCGUCCGAACUGCCGCUUCCUCCGCAGCCACUGUAAAGCCGCGCCCGUAGCCCGGCCGAGGAGGCUGCAAACGCAGCCGGGACCCCGCAGCCCACACCUCGAGCCCCCUACCGCCCUCCGAGGGCGCCACAGAUCUCGCCAUGGUGAAGGUGACGUUCAACUCGGCUCUGGCCCAGAAAGAGGCCAAGAAGGACGAGUCCAAGAGCGGCGAGGAGGCGCUCAUCAUACCCCCCGACGCCGUCGCGGUGGACUGCAAGGACCCAGAUGAAGUGGUACCAGUUGGCCAAAGACGAGCGUGGUGCUGGUGCAUGUGCUUUGGACUAGCAUUUAUGCUUGCAGGUGUCAUUCUGGGAGGAGCGUACCUUUACAAAUACUUUGCUCUUCAACCGGAUGACGUGUACUACUGUGGAAUAAAAUACAUCAAAGAUGAUGUCAUCUUAAAUGAAGCUUCUCCCGAUGUCCCAGCUGCUCGCUACCAAACCAUUGAGGAAAACAUUAAGAUCUUUGAAGAAGAAGAGGUGGAAUUCAUCAGUGUGCCUGUACCAGAGUUUGCUGAUAGCGAUCCUGCCAACAUUGUUCAUGAUUUCAACAAGAAACUCACGGCCUAUUUAGAUCUUAACCUGGAUAAGUGCUAUGUGAUCCCUCUGAACACUUCAAUUGUUAUGCCCCCCAGAAAUCUAUUGGAAUUACUCAUCAAUAUCAAGGCUGGAACCUAUUUGCCUCAGUCCUAUCUGAUUCAUGAGCAUAUGGUUAUCACUGAUCGCAUUGAAAAUAUUGAUCACCUGGGUUUGUUUAUUUAUCGACUGUGCCAUGACAAGGAAACUUACAAACUGCAACGCAGAGACACUAUUAAAGGUAUUCAGAAACGUGAAGCUGGCAACUGUGUUGCAAUUCGGCACUUUGAAAACAAAUUUGCGGUGGAAACUUUAAUUUGCUCUUGAACAAUCAAGAAAACCAGUACCGAGAAGAAUUAAAUACAGCCACAUAACCCCAUCCUUUGUAUUUUGUGCAGUGAUUAUUUUUUAAAAAAUCUUCUUUCAUGUAAGUAGCAAACAGGGCUCAUAAUCUUUUCAUCUCAUUCAUUCAAUUAAAACCAUUACCUUUUAAAAAUCUUCUUUUCUUUCUAAGUGUGGUGUCUUUUAUAUUUGCAUUGGUAAUUAUAUGAAACCAUAGAAAAUAUAGUACAUUUCACCAUAGAUCUUAGGUCUUAAGAAUUAAACUUUCUUUUAAAUCAUUUCUUCAGAUUUUUGUUUUGAUUAUGCAUCUUGGAGAGAAGGGUUAUCUAAAGUAUAAUCAUAUUUGUCUAUUCAUACCUAACAAUGGACCACAGUGACUGAAUUGUAGUUGCUAGCUGCCCUCCUACCUAGUAUGUUAGUUCAUUUGAGCACAGCAUUUUCAUUUUCCUCUUUAAUGUUCAGUAUUUUCAGUGUCAUAUUUAACUCUUUAGCUUAUGAUUUCCAACUUGAUGUUUUAAUAUCCCUGGCACUUACUGUAAUAAUAUUUUAGAAAAUGUUUGAAAUUUAAAAACUAGUUUGUGUUACUAAUUUGUAUAACUCAUAUCUGUGCAAUGGAAUAUAAAUACCACAAAGUUGUUUGACUAAAGGACUGUGUGUUGUUUUUCCCAUAUUAUAAAACCAAAGACUAAUUUUAUUCUUUUCCAAGCGUAUCUAUGUAACGGAAGAAACUACUUUUUAAUAGAAUUUAGUUCUCUUAUAUACUAAGUAAAAUCAAAGAUUUUCUUUUAAAUAAAAGUGGGUCUUUUU
Molecule: messenger RNA, 1845 nt
Organism: Chrysochloris asiatica (Cape golden mole)
Lineage: Eukaryota; Metazoa; Chordata; Mammalia; Afrosoricida; Chrysochloridae
Gene: ITM2B
Product: integral membrane protein 2B
Exons: 6
Coding region: 223-1023 (266 amino acids)
Biological process (GO): negative regulation of amyloid precursor protein biosynthetic process
Cellular component (GO): extracellular exosome; Golgi apparatus; plasma membrane
Molecular function (GO): amyloid-beta binding
Source: RefSeq, a predicted model, not a curated record